Messenger RNA from Notechis scutatus (mainland tiger snake), 4548 nucleotides. It is a transcript of the gene GLIPR2, whose product is annotated as GLI pathogenesis related 2. NCBI's taxonomy places the organism in Eukaryota, Metazoa, Chordata, Lepidosauria, Squamata, Elapidae. The record is from RefSeq and is a predicted model, not a curated record. Gene Ontology annotation, cellular component: extracellular region.
GAAGAAUGUUUGAUUUCAAGGGAGCUUCCACUUUAGAAAAAGAAAAAAAAGUCUUUAUUCCUUAUAUGGCAUCGUUAGACUAUUGAGCACUGUGAAUGGAUGAUUGCACUUUAUUAUGCAUGGUUGUUUCGUGCAGUCAAGGAGCUCAGAACACUACCAGGAAAUUACAGCCAGUUUCUAGCAAAAAGUAGCAUUUAAAGGAGAAGCAGAUUCUUUAAAUCCACUACCAGAAAAUUGCAAUUAGUUUCUAUCAAACGGGAGUAUUUAAAGGAGAAGCAGCUUUUUAAAUCAAGAACAUAAAUAUGGGGAAAUCAGCCUCCAAGCAAUUUUCAGAAGAAGUCUUAAGAGCCCACAAUGACUAUAGGAAGAAGCAUGGUGUUCCUUCACUAAAACUCUGUAAAAAAUUAAAUAGAGAAGCACAGCAGUAUUCUGAAGCACUUGCUAGCACAAGAAUCCUCAAACACAGUCCUGAAUCUAGCAGUGGAAAAUGUGGAGAAAAUCUAGCAUGGGCUUCAUACGAUCAAUCAGGAAGUGAAGUAGCUGACAGAUGGUAUAAUGAAAUCAAGAAUUAUAAUUUCCAAAGCCCUGGUUUUUCCUCAGGGACUGGUCAUUUCACAGCAAUGGUUUGGAAGAACACAAAAAAGAUGGGAGUUGGAAAAGCAGCUGCAAGUGAUGGCUCCACAUUUGUAGUGGCUAGAUAUGAACCUGCUGGCAACAUUGUAAACUCUGGGCAAUAUGAACAAAAUGUUUUUCCUCCAAAAAAAUAAUAAUCUAUAUGAAAAGGAGGUUGUUUUCAAUAGGUUAUAAAAAGAAAAUUGGGAGUUCACCUGAUUACGUUGGAUAAACCACUGUUGAAUGGUACUUUAGUCUUUUAAUGAUUAUUUCAAGAAAUGUUUAAUGAAGAAGUAGUUCUGCCUACAAAAUUAAUUUUUGUACAGAACCAUUCCUGAAACACAAUGAAAGAUACAGUGAAAACACUGAAAGACAAUGACAAAAGCCAACAUAUGGAACAUACAUAUCAAGAAAUGUAAGAGCAAAAUAUAUUAAAAUAACAGUAUAAAAAUUAUAAUAUUUUGAUAUUAAAAUUUGCAAAUAUGUUUUAGAGUGUUUAUAUAAUUUCAUAUUUGUACAUAAUCCCUUCCUUAAAAUAUAUUUGCAAACUUUAAUAUCAAAUUAUUAUAUUUUAAUACUGUUAUUUCAAUAUAUUAUAUUUUCAAGGAUUUCUAAAAAGAGGAAAGACUGAUUUUAUUUGCCUACAAAUACUAUUCAUCCCCAUAGGGGUUGAUUGUGUGGCAACAGUUUUAAAUACGCUAGUCUGAAUGCAUAUGAAAAAUAGCAAAUGUCCUAACAUAAAUUGCAUGAAACUAUUUAUCUGGUGCAUCCAUCCAGUGUUUGUAGAUAAGCAUGGACUGGCAUAGUAGGUUGUAGGCAUUCAGAAAAUAUAACUAUUUUCACAGAGCAUAGAACCAUUGGACUCUCAUCUGACUUGUUUUUGCUUUUAUAUAAAAUGCAAGGACAGAUUAAACGAAUAGUUUCAUUUAGAAGUUUACUGAAGCUUACAGAAUUACUAUUUCUCUCACCCUCUUUUUACAUUGCGAAGACUUUGUAUCAGUGCAGCAUAUGGAGAGUGUGAGGCUCCUAUUAGGGACAGCUGACAAGACUGAGAAAUCGGUUGGUAGUGUCUGCACCAUCUGAAUAAUGCAGUUGAUGCUUCCAUUGCCACAAUAGUCAUGGCUUUUGCUUAGAAGUCACACUUUUAAAAGAAAUUUUUAAAAAGACUUUAAAAGGUUGAAAAAUUUAAACUCUCCUGGUUAGGAUAAACAGAUGUUAAAAUGAAUAUAUUACCCAUGACAUUUUUUUUAAAAAAUUGAAAUGCAACCAAUUUUAUUCCCAUAUAAAACUUUUCAAGACUGGAAAAAACAUUCAAUAGAUUUAUAUGGAAUGGGAGAAAACCUGAAAUAAAUUUUAAGAUUUUACAAGAUGGACCCAAUUAGCAAAACAAAGCUCAGGACCAUAUUGGUUGGAAACAUAUGAAAAAGCCCUUCGUGUAGUGGAUAGAUAAUGCUCUAAUGGAUAGACAAUGCUCUAGUGAAUAGACAAUGGCUAAAAUGAUGAUGAUGAUGAUGAUGGUGAUGAUGAUAUUCUUCCAUUCAAUCCUGUCUUGUUUUUGGAGACUGCCUGAACAAGCCCUGCAAUUUUCUUGGCAAAAUUUAUCAGAAGUAGCUUGCCAUUGAUUCCUUCUUAAGGUUGAGAAAAAGUGACUGGUCCAGAGCUCUAAAUGGCGUGGGUCCAGACUAUUUGAGGAGCCAUCUCACUCCAAUAAGACUAACUUGCCCCACCCACUCCAGUGGAAGAUGCCCAUUGGCCAAGAAAUUCCAGCUAGCAAUGUCAAAGGGAAGAGCCUUUUCUACUGUGGCCCCAGCCCUAUGAAUCAUUCUACGAUCAGAAGCAAGAACUGUUCCAACUCUUCAAGCAUUUCAGAAGGGUAUUAAAACCUGAUUUUUGCCAGUUGCUAUAUGAGGUGUUCACUGCUGGAAGUGAUUGACAGAAUAAGAAGAAAUCUCAUCCCAAUGUUGUUUGUUUACUUGGUUUUAGUUUUUAUAUAAUGUUUACAUUUUUAAAUUGUUUUUAUACUUUUUUAAAAAAAAUUGUAAGCCACCCAGAGUCACCUUAUCAUUGAGAGGGGAAAAGUAUAAAUACAAUAAACAAACAAAUAAAAAAUAAACAAAUAAAUAGUCACAAAUAAUAGGACUUUGUGUCCAAGGCUGGGCUAGAACUCCUCUCCUGAUUUCUAGCCUGAUGUGUUAACUACUGCACCAAACUGGCUGUCUAAACUGGCUGUCUAAUAUUGUGUAAUAUGGUAUAACAUAGUAUACAUAUUACUUAUCACAGAUAACAGAAUUGAGAAAAUGACCAAAUCAUAGAAUAUCAGUUUCUCUCAGACCUAAGCCCAAAGACAACACCGUGGAAUCCAAUAAAGUUGAUAACCGCAUUACUAGGCUUAGAGAUUGAAGAGUCUAGCCCUUUUAUAACCUCAAGUGACUUCCCAAGCACCAACUCAUAAGGAGAGAUCUCCAUAUCAUUCAUAGAUCUAGUCUACAAGGGGAACAAGGCUACAGGCUGGAUUUGGGGGCACUGAUAAAUGCUUCUCCUGACAAAGUUUAUCAUGUAGUGUUUUUAGCAUCCUGUUAACUCACUGGGCUUCCCUAAUGGCUGCAGGUUGUAAGGGGUAUGUCAGUUUUGGGUGUCACACAAGGCUUAUAGAAUGUGUGAAAUGAUCUGAAAAACAAAAUGUUUCCUUCAAUCCAUGUCCAAUGUGCUAGAUAUCCCAAAUCAUGGCCUAAUAUCCUUUAGGAGGUAGUGAGCAGUUUCAAUGGCUGUAGCAUGUCAGCAAGAAGCUCACUAUUAUCAGUGAAACUCACUGUUAUCCAGUGAGUUGAUCUCUACACAGAAUAAUGUACUGGAAGCCACAAACUUCUCCAAAUCUUAGAGCAGAGGUGUAACUGUCUCUCCUUACCAAUGAGCGCAAAAAAAAAUAAAAAAAAAAAUCUACAAAAUCCUAAAUAGGCACAGAAUUGCACCCACCAGAAAAAGUGUGGAUGGAGAAAAGACUGUACUUAAAGAGAAUAAUUUAUUUGGAUGCAAAAUUUUUACUCUGGUGAGCUCAGGUGAAUGAUAUGACUGUCUGCAUUCUUUGUUGGGGAGACUGUCUGCAUUCUUUGUUACGCCAAAGAGAGAGAGGUGACAAAUCACACCAACUCUGUAUUUACUCUUUCUUUUGCUUUAUCAACUGCAAAGUUAUGACUAUAAUUGAUUUUUUUUAAAUUCAGUAUAACUUCAAAGUUUUUUUUUAAUAUUAAGAGCUGCAUACUUUUAAGAUUAUACUUUUUGAAAUCAAUUGAAUGCAAUUUGUGUACAAAGAUUUUUUUCCUCGAACCAUAAAUGCAGAUUAUAAUCACUGAAUUUAUAUGAAUGAACUAAAUAUGAAUUUCUAUGUACUGAAUGAUCUGAAUAAACCGAAUGAUCAUUUCCAGAGUCUGGCUGCUACAGAACCUCUGAUUGUUGCAAGGCAAGGCUUUGUUACUACUAACCAUAAAGCAAAACUGCAAAUUUAAGUAAGGCUGCAAGUGUAUUAGAAUAGCUAAACUGUGAUUUAUGAGGACUGUAGAACUCUGCUCUAAGCUGGCCAUAAGAUACCACAGUUUCUGUUUUUCUGCAAUUAUUACUCCAACCUAGAAAUAAUACACCCAGUUUCUAUUUCUCUACAAUUAUGAUUCUACCCUGUGAAUGAUAAAACUGUAAAGACUGCAACAUUUUAAUGGAAAGAACCUCUUCAGUAUUAUUGCAAAGUACUGUUUUUUUUUAAGUAAUUGUUUAUAUUAACUACAAGCUGAUAUUUCCUUUUUUUUCCAUUUUAGCUGAGCUUUUAAGUAUUUUUCUUUUCAUUGUUUUAUUCAUUUGUCAGUCCUUUAUACAUCUGUGGAUUACAACCUAUAUCUAGUUUAAUGCAUUUAAAUUCUACGUCCACAUUAAUCGCAAGCAGAACUA